This is a messenger RNA of Peronospora matthiolae, 1677 nucleotides long. The record is from the annotation of a GenBank genome assembly. NCBI's taxonomy places the organism in Eukaryota, Oomycota, Peronosporomycetes, Peronosporales, Peronosporaceae.
AUGCCUUCUCACAGGUUCCACUGGCUCCUCGCAAAAGAGCCAGUCCAAGCCACCCCUCAAUCGCGAGGACAGCAGGGAGACCCGCUGGUUGUCCAUAUGCGCCGGGCCUCUGCCAGUCUCUCUCGUCGUUCGCAGUCGCCGCCGGUCCAGCUCCAGUCCCAGUACGACGACGACGACGACGACGACUGCGAGUUCUAUCGAGCGCCCAAGCACCCGGUCCAGUUCCCUCAAGACACGACCGUCACAGGUCCCAAGCUCGAACCCAUUCGGUCUUCCAGUUCUUCUUCCGGUAGUUUCAAGAUGGCAGGUCUCCCUCCCGCUCUACCGCCUUCCUACAGUACCGGACCAACCAGCAGCAGUAGUACUAGCACUAUCCAGAACUUGAUCCGCAGUCGACGGUCGUCGCAGGACGAGAUCCGGGCUUUAUUGGCUCGCACUACUCAAGCUCUGGACAAGAUCGUGAGCAUUCGCGAGUCGAUGGAAGACGUGGUGGACUUUAAACAGUUUGAACACCGUCAAUUGCGGCUUUCUCGGCCGUCGCGGGUGAGCUCCAGUAUUGCUGAACUAGGCGCUCACUCGGCGCGGUCGACGCCAGCUUCGAGUUACAAUAGUACUGCAGCGUCGUCUUCGUUGUCGGAAGACACGUUAGCAGCAGAUCGAUCGACGAACUCGUCGUCCCCUUCUGUUGGAGAGGAUCAUGACGAGGAGGAGGACGAGAUGGAAGAUGGGGAACAUGACGUGGAUCGACAUCGAGAGGUGGAGACGAAUCGAAGGGAACGGGAUCGACAACGAGAGAUGGAGCUGGAAAGACGGGGAAAUGCUGCGAGGGCGGUGCAUCGUCUGUCUGAUGAAGGAUCAACAAGUGCUUCGACUGUUAGUUCCAUCUCGACUGUCGAUGACUUGGCGCCGUUGAAGGAAGCGCGACUGGAUCGACUCAAGGGUAUCAAUAUUUCGUUCCAUGAGGGACUGCCGAAGGAGUUUUUCCAGGCUUUGUGUCGGUUCCUCCACUCGGCGCUUGAAAUCAAGACUCGACACUCGAGGUUCAACUUUUACAAGGAAGCGUUUACUGGUGGUGACGCCGUUCGUGAGAUGCUGAUCGCUGGCUUUGCUGAAGAUCAUCAGACAGCUACGAGGUAUGGUAAUGUCCUUGUGAGACUUGGAUUCAUUGAGCACGUGUCUCGCACGGAUGACCAGCUGCAUAAUUCCAAGGAUAACUUUUACCGAUUUACCAAGGCACUGGAUUACAACGAUGCGUCGGAGACUCUCACCUCAGAUACGGCCACGCGGGGCCGUACGUCAGACAACGCCAGCAAUUACCUUGAGUCAGAGCUCUCGAACGUGUCUGCCGAUCUGGUAGACUAUGACUUUGCUACAGCUACCGAUGAGGUGCACGCGCUCGUGACGGAAGAGGCGCUGCAUGCGCUAGCGAAUGUGCUGCAUAAAGUGUUUGAGCGCAAGAACAAGCUGCUGUUUUACAAGGGCUUUGCUGGCUGCUUCUUGGGAGCCGAGGCUGUGAAUGUCAUCCGCGAGAUGCACAUUACCACUACAUUUAUUGACGCAGUGCUGAUUGGACAGGCGCUGUUGGACGAAGGGUUGAUUGAGCCGAUUGCGACAGCUGUCACAACGUUCCAGGACAAAUACGUCUUCUACCGUCUUACUAAGAUACCAUCGUCGUGA